AUGCCGACUCUCAGGCCGACGCCGGCAAGCGAAAGUCCCGAUCGAGUGUUGGCCAGAGGAAGUCAUACGCAGAACCAGAAAGCAGCGAGGAGGAUCAGCCCUUGGUACGCCAACUCCCGCCGCGCUAGUUCUUCCCUUUUUACCCCAAUUGUUUGCGACUUUCUCGCCGUCGCUAUUUUGUUUCAGCGGCUGACAAUUCGACAGAGCAAGCGCCGUCGCACCUCCGUGAAACAUGAAGAUCCCGAAUCGGACGACGAUGUCCCCCUGGCCCUGAAUGGACGAAAACUCCCCAAGGCCUCGGAGACCGCUAUCGGCGAAGAAUCCGAUUCUGAUGUUCCCAUCGAGAGAAAGCUCGCAUCGGAAAAGAAACGCAUUCAGCAGAAGGGCGAGAAGGCCGCCCAGGCCAGCCGCAAACCGGCCACCCCGAAGGCCACUCCGAAGACGGCGGCCGCCACCAAGAAGCAGGCGAACGGCGUUAAGCGGGAGCCUGCUAGCGAGGAAAAGAAGCCCGCCGCGAAAAAGGCAGCAGCAAAGCCAGUCAAAGCCGAGCCCAAAUCUGCGCAGUCUACUCCUGCGAAGAAGAGCACUGCUGCCAAGCCCGCGAAGGUCGUGAAAAAAGAGGAGAGUGAAGAAGCUGAGGAGGGCGAGGAAGAGGAAUACCGUUGGUGGGAGGAUCCCACCAAGGGUGACGGCACUGUCAAGUGGACCACCCUUGAGCACAACGGCGUUGUGUUCCCUCCUCCCUACGAGCCUCUUCCCAAAGACGUCAAGUUGAAAUACGACGGCAUUCCAGUCACUCUCCAUCCAGAUGCGGAAGAGGUGGCUGGUUUCUUUGGAACCAUGCUGAACUCGACUCAGAAUGUCGAAAACCCCACCUUCCAGAAGAACUUCUUCAUGGAUUUCAAAGACAUUCUCAAAAAAACUGGCGGUGCGAAGGAUCCCAAGGGUAACAAGGUCGAUAUUAAGGAAUUCGCCAAGUGUGACUUCCAACCGAUCUUUGCCUACUACGAUGCGAAGCGUGCCGAGAAGAAGGCUCUUCCUCCAGCCGAGAAAAAGCGAUUGAAAGCAGAGAAGGAUGCCGAAGAGGCACCCUACAUGUACUGCAUGUGGGAUGGCCGCAAGCAAAAAGUGGGCAACUUCCGCGUCGAACCCCCUUCGCUUUUCCGUGGGCGCGGUGAGCACCCCAAGACUGGUCGCGUAAAGUCUCGAGUUCAGCCCGAGCAGAUCACCAUCAAUAUCGGAAAGAAUGCGCCGGUUCCUCCACCUCCCGAAGGUCACCAGUGGAAGGAAGUCAAGCAUGAUCAAGAAGGAACGUGGCUUGCCAUGUGGCAAGAAAACAUCAACGGCAAUUACAAAUACGUCAUGCUUGCAGCCAAUUCCGAUGUGAAGGGCCAAAGUGAUUUCAAGAAGUUCGAGAAAGCCCGUGAGCUGAAGCAUCACAUUGAUCGCAUCCGCAAGGAUUACAAGAAGAACCUCAAGCACGAAUUGAUGGUGGAGCGACAGAAGGCGACUGCUGUCUACCUCAUUGAUCAAUUUGCCCUGCGAGCUGGUAAUGAAAAGGGCGAGGACGAGGCCGAAACUGUCGGUUGCUGUUCCCUGAAGUACGAGAACGUUACUCUCAAGCCGCCAAACAAGGUCGUUUUCGAUUUUCUGGGUAAAGACAGUAUCCGAUUUUACGAUGAAGUCGAAGUCGACCCGCAGGUGUUCAAGAACCUGAAAAUCUUCAAGAAGGCACCCAAGAAGGAGGGUGAUGAAAUUUUCGAUCGAUUGACGACCUCCGCCCUUAACAAGCAUUUGUCGGUCUACAUGCAAGGACUGACUGCCAAGGUCUUUCGUACCUACAACGCUUCUCAUACCAUGUCGACUCUACUCAAGGACAUGAAGGCAACCGGUAACAAUGCCGAGAAGGUCAAGGCGUACAAUGAUGCAAACCGCAAAGUUGCCAUUCUUUGCAACCACAAGAGGACUGUGGGGGCAAACCACGCCGGGCAAAUGGAAAAAAUGAGUGAAAGAAUCAAGGGUCUUCGUUACCAAAGAUGGCGUCUUAAGCAGCAGAUGCUCGACUUGGAACCCAAUCUCAAGAAAAAGAAGGGUGCUAAGUUCUUCGAGAUGGACGAGGACAUUGACAAGGAAUGGGUCAAAGAACACCAGGCCUUCUUGGUUGAAGAACAACGACAGAAAAUCACCAAGAAAUUUGAAAAGGAUAACGAGAAACUAGCUGCCGAGGGUGAGAAGGAAAUGAAGGCCAGCGAACUCGAAAACCGUCUGGAUGCCGCGAAAGAGCUGGAGAAGAAAUUCAGCAAAGAGAACAAGACGGGUAAGGUAGAAGCUGAGGGCAAGGGCCCCACCGUUGAUAAAUUGGAGAACGCCAUCCAGAAACUGGAACAGCGUAUUGAAACCAUGGAGCUCCAGGCUCAGGACAAGGAAGACAACAAGGAAGUUGCCCUUGGAACUUCCAAGAUCAACUACAUUGAUCCUCGUCUUACGGUCGUGUUCAGCAAGAAAUUCGAUGUCCCCAUCGAGAAGUUCUUCUCUAAGGCCUUGCGGGAGAAGUUCGAUUGGGCUAUUAAGUCCGUUGAAGGGGAUUGGGAAUUCUAA
Messenger RNA from Aspergillus melleus, 2598 nucleotides. It is a transcript of the gene TOP1, whose product is annotated as DNA topoisomerase 1. Gene Ontology annotation, molecular function: DNA topoisomerase type I (single strand cut, ATP-independent) activity; DNA binding. The coding region runs from base 1 to 2598 and encodes 865 amino acids. The record is from RefSeq and is a predicted model, not a curated record. The transcript has 4 exons. Gene Ontology annotation, biological process: DNA topological change; chromosome segregation; DNA replication. Gene Ontology annotation, cellular component: chromosome; nucleolus. Lineage: Eukaryota; Fungi; Ascomycota; Eurotiomycetes; Eurotiales; Aspergillaceae.